AUGUCAAACUUUGGAGGUUUCUAUUUUUAGCUCGACACCUGCCCAUACGUAUAUAUUCAUUAGAGAUCUAGAUCAACUGAAUUAACACCAAAACAUUUGAAAAACAAAAAGGUCUUAAAGUUUAUAUACAACAUAAAGGAAAUAACGGUUCUAGCAAAUCUGUUUAUUUGAUGUGCUGGCAAUGUUAUGUGUUUAAAAAUGUCAUUCCGAACAGAAGCUUAAGGAACAUUGGAUACUUUAAGGAACAUUGGACACUUUAAGGAACAUUGUCACGUUCAUACUACACUAUAAAAGUUUGUAUCGACGCUAUUAGUCUAGGGAGCAUUGGUCAAGUGUCAACGGUCUGGUUCCGACGACGUUCAUUGACGUCAGAUCAAGGCUUAGUAAUGGAAACAUUGCCAACGGUUUGUCAAGCCAGGAACGAGCAGACAGUUACAAACAUUUGUGACCAAUCAGAUGAAGAAACACGUGACAACGUAUGACACGUGGAUCAGAUCAACACGUCAGCGACAGACGAGAGCCCCUGCUAUGUCAAACGCAACACACCACGAAGUGCACAGCGAAACACCUCUGUUCACUGGAGAGCGGGGGAACUCGUCCCCGACAAACGCUAACUCCACUGGCGACAGCAACAUCUUGUUCAUCUCUGUAAUUGCUCUGUCAGUGCUAGUCACGCUGCUUAUCGUGAUCAUCAUCUAUCUUCAGCGUAAGAAAAUAAAAAGAGUCUGCCUUCCCACAAUUCCAGACAAUGUCGACCAAACAGCUACGAUGGAGGAGGUAACUGAAGAUCAAAGUAAUCAAGAAUUCACUCCCCUUAGUUCUGAAGACGUCGUCACCAGAAAUGAAACGUUGAGACUGGAUAUAGAGACAGAGAGUAUCGCGUCUGACAGCAUCAAUGUCACUGACCUAUACAAACUGUUUGACCUACUUAUAGACGUGUUGGAACCUUCAGGAUGUGUCAAACUCUUCUUGAACCUUGACCCCGACGGGAACUUUAAUGAUGUUCUCUCCCAGCGUAACUACAAAACCUGUUUUCAGUUUUUCGUCGACUGGACUUCUAAGCAUUCCAAUGCCAACCAUGGCGAUAUCUUAAAACGAAGUCUAGCACAGACUGGCUACAAACUUCCGCCGGAAGACGAAUUUUAUGACGUCAGUUCUGAAAAUCAGGACGAUGGCGUCAUCAUUUCAAAACUAUUAGUCUCUCUGGCCAAAUCGCGCUUGCUUAAAUACGAAUUUGGCCAGUUUUGUUUGAGACUCGCUGGCCGAUUGAGCGUCACUCAAAUCUGGCAAGUCACAGAGGAAAUGAAAUUGACGACUGUAAUGAGGCUCAAGGCGCAGUUUGGGAGCAUCGAUGCCGCUUUUGCUCAGACCCUGACCGAGUGGGGACUUCGUUCUCCAGGCUCGUCGUCUGGAGGCAGUGAAUGGGACAAACUGAUGCUGCUGAAAAGUUCAUUGCAGGAGUCUUGUGGGAAAGAGGCGGAGGUGGUGUUUGAAGAAUGCGCUGCAGAUAUAGUAGAUUUUCUCAAACGUUAUUCAUUGGAUGAAGGCCAUAAUAACUAAAUAUACAACUUGCUAUGAUAUAAACAAGAGAUGUUUACAUAAAAAAAAAAAACUG
This is a messenger RNA of Biomphalaria glabrata, 1615 nucleotides long. RefSeq lists its product as uncharacterized. The record is from RefSeq and is a predicted model, not a curated record. Bases 457 to 1560 code for a protein of 367 amino acids. The transcript has 3 exons. NCBI's taxonomy places the organism in Eukaryota, Metazoa, Mollusca, Gastropoda, Planorbidae.